GGGUCUUUUAGAUUUUCCAAGGGUAGCUCAUCUCUUUUUGAAGUUGCACAUUUUGGAUCUCUCAAACAACGACUUCGCUGGUCCUUUACCAGCCAAUCUGAUAGCGAAACUUCAAGGGAUGAUGAAUGGACAAAAUGGGCAAAAGCCACAAGACAAAUCAUUGUACAUGAGGCAGCAAGCUGGAAAGGAAUUCUAUGAAGCUUCUGUGAAUGUGAUCAUGAAAGGAAAGGAGAUUCGGCUGGAGAGGAUCUUGACCAUUUUCACAACCAUCGACUUAUCGCUCAACUCUUUUCAAGGGAACAUCCCGAGUGUUAUUGGAAAUCUUCAUUCUCUCAUAGGGCUCAACCUUUCCCACAAUCACCUCACGGGUUCCAUUCCUUCAACCCUUGGAAAUUUGACUAAUCUUGAAUGGCUUGAUUUAUCUUCAAACAAGCUUAGUGGGAGUGUUCCUAGAGAAUUGGUAGAUUUGUCAUUCCUUGAGUAUUUGAACCUCUCAGAUAACCAACUCAUGGGCCCCAUACCUCAAGACAAGCAACUGAGCACAUUCACAAGCGACUCAUUUCAUGGAAACCUAGGCUUAUGUGGAACUCCAUUACGAAAUACAUGCCCUGGUGAUGCUCAGCCUCCAUCGCCACCACCUUCAUUCUUCCAAGAGGAUACUACAAGAGAGCAUGGUAGCAGGUUUGAUAGGAAAGCAAUCGGGAUAGGCUAUGCAUCUGGAAUCGUGAUUGAAAUCUCCAUAGCGUACAUUUCAUGUGAAACUGGAAGACCCAAAUGGCUUGUGGGAAAAGUGAGAAGCAUGGAGAGAAGAGCCAAAUUGAUGAAGAAGCCAAAGCAGAAGGCCAUCAAAUUUCAUGGAGGCCAAUGAAAUUGUUGGGAAGUGGUCCCUUCGAACUAUGUGCAAUGUAGA
Messenger RNA from Syzygium oleosum, 910 nucleotides. Its product is annotated as putative receptor like protein 25. The record is from RefSeq and is a predicted model, not a curated record. The transcript has a single exon. Gene Ontology annotation, molecular function: protein binding. NCBI's taxonomy places the organism in Eukaryota, Viridiplantae, Streptophyta, Magnoliopsida, Myrtales, Myrtaceae. Bases 119 to 868 code for a protein of 249 amino acids.